Molecule: messenger RNA, 1591 nt
Organism: Durio zibethinus
Lineage: Eukaryota; Viridiplantae; Streptophyta; Magnoliopsida; Malvales; Malvaceae
Source: RefSeq, a predicted model, not a curated record
UAUUCUAUUUAUUCACUUAUUGGACACAAAGUUGGUGCUGGAUAACCAAGAAGGAACACCUCAGGGAAGAUGAAGCUAAGAACUCUCUAAUCUAUAGCAUUUUUCUCAACUUUUUCUUUUUUCUUUUCGUCUUUUUUUCUUCUUCCUUCAAUUAGCUAAAAUUACUAAAAAAGAAGAUUGAGAAGAAGAGGAAAAAAUUUAAAAUAAAAAGAGAAAAUAAAAGACUCCAAAAGGCCAAAACCGCAUCUGAAAGACAUAAUCGGGGAAGGGGCAAUUUUCAAGAUUUGAUUUCAGGGAAGGGAAAGGUAUAGACACCAAAUAAAACAAAGGAAACCCAAUUUGAUAGGAAAUCAGAUUCCCAUUGAUUUGCAGAUCUGUUUUAGCUUCUGGUCGUUCUUGUUUUGUAUAUAUGGGUGGUUUUCUAGGAUGCUAUAAGAGGCCCACUUUCAAUCACUCGGUGAAUGAAUCAUCAAAAGGAUUAAAAGUUCAAGAACAGAGAGUGAGGAAAAACAAUAUAUCAGAAGAUUUCUGGACCACUAGCACUUGUGAUAUGGAUAACAGUGCAAUGCUGUCACAGGGAAGCAUCUCAUCAAUCAGUACAAGCAACCAGACACUUGAUCUCCAUGGCAGUGCUGCAAAUGCUAAUGCCCACUCGGAAUUUGUAAAUCAUGGCCUUCUUCUCUGGAAUCAGACUAGGCAGCGCUGGGUAGGAAAAAAGAAAUCUGAAAAUCAGCCGCAACGGGUUCAAGAACCCAAACUAAACUUCGAAUCUUGUGGGGAAGGGAGCAGAUUUAAUUGUUCCUACUUUUUGGCAGGCUUUAACAUGGAAAGGUUGAUUUGUGCUACUAAACUUUAAAAUUUGUUUAAAGAAUAAAUACAAUAAUGACAAUAACCUUUCCUAUGUGCUAUUGACUGUAUGAAUCAUAUCUUUUCACAGUGCUUUACUAUCAUAUCCUCUAUUAGCUAUGUAAAAGUAAGGUUCGUUUUUAUGGUUACUAUCUAUGACUUCUUUGGUCUUUCACUUCACCCAUUGACAUUGACUUUCUCCAUUAAGUCACAUCUUUCUUCUUUGCGAAUAUUGAUAUUUAGUUUCCCAGCAUUCAUUGCUGUAGCUCGUAAGAUUUGAAGAUUAAAAAGAAUCAUAUCUUUCCACUGUGCUUUAUUAACUACCAUAUCCUGUAUUGGCUCAGUAGAGUAAGGUUCAUUUUUAAGGUUACUGUCUAUGACUUCUUUGGUCUUUCAUUCCACCUGUUGACAUUGGCUUUCUAUGUUAAGUCACAUCUUUCUUCUAUGGCUAUGUUGACAUUUGGUUUCCCAGCAUUCAUUGCAGUAGCUCAUAAGAUUUUAAGAUUAAAAAGAAGCAAAAGGGAAAAGGUUAAUGUUUGUAUGUUCACAAACACGAGUGAUACCUGCAAUAAUGCUUAGUACUUGCAUAAUUUUUCGGGUACCUUGAGAGUUGUAUCAAGUAUCCUGAUUUUAGCAAAUAGAACCUGUAUUUUAGGUAGUAAACUUCGAAAUGGAAUUUUGGGUGUGCUGAGGUAAACCAUUUCUGGGACAUAACCCCUUGAUCAUUUAUGAACUUUUUCCUUUA